AUGGAGGGAUGUCUGGGAGACCUCAGGGAUGAAGUCUGUGUGCCUUAUCUGGAUGAUGUCCUUGUUUUCAGCCGCACUUUUGACCAACAUGUGCACAAUGUCCGACAAGUCCUGCAGAGACAGAAAGCCUGUGGGAUAAAGCUCAGGGCUGAAAAAUGUGAGUUAUUCAAGCCACAAGUGACGUAUGUGGGGCGUGUCAUCUCUGCUGAGGGGUACAGGAUGAACCCGAAAGAGGUGGAGGCAGUGAAGGCUCUUACACAGCAGACCCCAGCGACAGAGGGCAGCCUUGUACAACCUAUCCAGCCCCUCUCUAUCCAGGAUAUUCUGGCCCAGCAGAGUGCAGAUCGAGUCAUCCAGAGGAUCUCCAGCCUGAAACGCAAACACGUCCAUCUGAAAUACAGAGAUAAAGCAGCCGAAGAUGAACAUGUCAGAGCUCUCCUGAGGGAAUGGCCAAAGUUGCAGCUGGAUGAAGAUGGACUCCUGUGGAGGAGGACCAACAACAAGACGCAACUUGUGGAAGAAGGCGUGUACUGCACAGGAACCUGCUCUUACCCUGUCCUUACCUGGUUGAACCUGCCCCUGUUGUCCCCAGUCCUAGGAGAAGAGAAAGAGCCAGAGUGUCACCAGGGCGAGGGAGGCGAGCUAGAUGUAACACCCAGCCAGCUAGCUCGGAGAGCUCAAGCGAUGAUGAUUACCACCUCGUCAUGCCACUCAACCCGGCUGCUGUGGAGUUCCAGCCAAGGGCCCCCGUACCCGGACAGCUUGAGCAGAGAGCUGCACCUGUGGAGAGAGCUGAAGAAGCCUUUCCAGAGGCUGAUCCUGAACCAGUGCCGGAGGCAGAGCCAGAAACUCCCACCUCAGACUCCUCUGAGGAAGCUCCAGAGCCCCGCCCAGUCAGAGCCAGACGGCCCAGACGCCUGUACACCUACGAUCAUCUUGGUGAGCCCACUGUCCGAGAACUGCAGAGCUGUCCAGUCGGUGUGUCCAGGCCGGGGCCGAGAUGACCACGGCACCGCCAACCUAUAUCCUUUGCAUGUCGCACUUUGA
Messenger RNA from Knipowitschia caucasica, 1047 nucleotides. The record is from the annotation of a GenBank genome assembly. Lineage: Eukaryota; Metazoa; Chordata; Actinopteri; Gobiiformes; Gobiidae.